Messenger RNA from Cordyceps fumosorosea ARSEF 2679, 1755 nucleotides. RefSeq names its product Delta(24(24(1)))-sterol reductase. The transcript has 3 exons. Lineage: Eukaryota; Fungi; Ascomycota; Sordariomycetes; Hypocreales; Cordycipitaceae. Gene Ontology annotation, cellular component: endoplasmic reticulum membrane. Gene Ontology annotation, molecular function: Delta24(24-1) sterol reductase activity. The record is from RefSeq and is a predicted model, not a curated record. Gene Ontology annotation, biological process: ergosterol biosynthetic process. The coding region runs from base 1 to 1755 and encodes 584 amino acids.
AUGUCAGGACGCUAUUCCCUACGAGCAACACCACGGAAAAAGGAGCUCUUCGAUGGCAUGAUAGAGACGACCGCUGCGAAGACGACACGCUCUUCACGACGCCAAACUUCGUUCCCGCCGGAGACAUCGGACGCCGAAAAUCAAUCACCCGCCCCGGCAUCUCCCGUCAAGUCAACCGCACGCACUCGCUCCGUCCGCCGCCGCGCCGUUGCCAAGUCUGAAGACGCCAGCGACGACGCCAACGACGACGACGAGCCGGUGCAAGACUCCGUCGAACCUAAAGAGACCACGCCCGCCAAGUCUAGCAGCACCAUGGCAAACGGCAAGACCAAGCCCGCUAACGGCGGCGCCGAGUCGACGGCACCCGAUGCCACGACAGACGUCAAGGUUAGCGUCGUUGACGGCUGGAAGCCCGGCCAGGACCCCCGCAUCGACUACUCGGGCGAAUUCGAGUUCGGCGGCUCUGUCGGCACCCUGUCUAUGAUGCUCUUCUUCCCCGUCCUCAUGUGGUACAUGUGGGUGGGCGCCACCUACUAUGACGGCAAGUUCCCGUCGCGCGAACCCGGCAUGAGCUGGGCCGACUUUGGCCGCCACCUCGUCGGCCUCGUCUACACGGGCGCCUUCCCUCACGCCCGCGCCUGGAUCUGGUACUGGUCGUACCUCGUCUUCGAGGGAGCCUGCUACUGCUUGCUCCCCGGCGUCUGGGGGUAUGGCAAGCCGCUGCCCUUCCUUGGUGGCAAGCAGCUGCCCUACUUUUGCAACGCCUACGCCAGCUUCUACUUCACCUUCGCCGUCCUCGCCGUCCUGCACGUCACCGGCAUCUGGCCCAUCUAUACCGCCAUUGACGAGUUUGGCCCGCUGCUGUCCGUCGCUAUCCUCAGCGGCUUCAUCGUCGCCUUCGUCGCCUACUUUUCCGCUCUCUACCGUGGCAAGCAGCACCGCAUGACCGGCUACCCCAUCUAUGACUUCUUCAUGGGCGCCGAGCUCAACCCCCGCAUGUUCGGUAUCCUCGACUUCAAGAUGUUCUUCGAGGUCCGCAUGCCCUGGUACAUCCUGCUCAUCCUCAGCCUCGGCGCCGCCGCCCGCCAGUACGAGCAGUGCGGCUACGUCUCGCCCGAGGUCGCCUUCCUCGUCAUGGCCCACUACCUCUACGCCAACGCCUGCGCCAAGGGCGAGGAGCUCAUCAUCACCACCUGGGACAUGUAUUACGAGAAAUGGGGCUUCAUGCUCAUCUUCUGGAACCUCGCCGGCGUUCCUCUCUCCUACUGCCACUGCACCAUCUACCUCGCCAACCACGACCCGGCCGAGUACCGCUGGAACCGCGCCGCCCUCGCCCUCUUCUACGCCGCCUACCUCUUCUGGUACUGGGUCUGGGAUAGCUGCAACUCGCAGAAGAACCGCUUCCGCGCUAAGGAGCGUGGCAAGCUCGUCGCCCGCAACACCUUCCCCCAGGUCCCCUGGCAGACCCUCGAAAACCCCAAGGUCAUACGGAGCCCCGAAGGUACCAUCCUCAUCGACGGCUGGUACGGCAUGGCUCGGAAAAUUCACUACACGGCCGACAUUUGGUUUUCCAUGUCCUGGGGCCUCAUCACCGGCUUCAACAGCCCCUUUCCCUGGUUCUACCCCGUCUUCUUCCUCUGCAUGAUUGCCCACCGCGCCUCCCGCGACAUUCACCGCUGCCGUCAAAAGUACGGCGAAGCUUGGCUCGAGUACGAGAGAAGGGUCCCAUAUCUCUUUAUCCCCUACGUCUUUUAA